Molecule: messenger RNA, 753 nt
Organism: Talaromyces marneffei
Lineage: Eukaryota; Fungi; Ascomycota; Eurotiomycetes; Eurotiales; Trichocomaceae
Exons: 1
Coding region: 1-753 (250 amino acids)
Source: RefSeq, a predicted model, not a curated record
AUGCGCGCAUCAACGAUAUUGCUCCUCGGAGCUUCUUCCGUCUCCGCUGUUCCAUUAUUCCUCCGCGCACCUUCAACACUGAUAUCGACCAUCACCAGCCGAGAUUCAACCGACAACGACAAUAAAAACAAUAACCAAAUCCCACUGGCUGGAAUUAUAAUAGGAUCCAUCUUUAUCACCGCUCUGCUCCUCUGUCUCAUCGCAUACCUCGUCAGCCACGACAACUGCAUCACACGUCGCGGAUGGUUCAAACGUCGUCGCGAACAGAAAAACAAGGGGAAAUCGCAGUACUUGAGUCCGCAGGAAGACGAAGAAGCAUUGACGAAACGCGCUUCAUUCGCCUCAGAGCGGGAAUCGAUCAUGUUCAGCAGGAGUCGUGCGUCUUCAUUCACCUUCGCCGUGGUCGAGGAUGUGGAUCAUUCACAACGCCGAAUGUCGUCGCAGGUAUAUGUGUUGAGAGACGGCAAAUAUAUACCCGUUAAUCAGACAGAGGCCGAGCAGCGAAAGGGUCUUCUAAGCGGUCAUGGCAACGAAAUGGCCGAAGUCGAUAUUGCGUCGUCGUCUCUGGAUCAAAGCGACCGAGCAUCGCUCACUAGUAUCCCUGUUAUUGUCUCGCCGCCGCUGGAAAAUACGCACACAGAUCAACCUCAUGAUUAUAUGUCGCGGACUGGGCGUAGUAAUCGCUCGGAGGCUGUCGCAGAUGUGUCGGUAUUUCGAGAAAUACUCCCCGAUGACCCAAGAACCCAUGCCUAA